Molecule: messenger RNA, 3028 nt
Organism: Bactrocera oleae (olive fruit fly)
Lineage: Eukaryota; Metazoa; Arthropoda; Insecta; Diptera; Tephritidae
Source: RefSeq, a predicted model, not a curated record
AUUAGGAAAUAAAGUAAAUACCAGAGAACGUAUAUUAAAUUGAAUAUAUGAUAUACGCUCUCUGGCAUAUGUCAGGAAACCGUAUAAGAAAUUGACACCGAUUUUAUAUAGAAAGACAAAUUGUUAAUAACUUUAGGGGAACACCAGCAGAGAACGUAUAUCAUGAUAUCCGAGUAACGUUGAACAUACCGAGCAGUUGAGAAAAAGAAUAAAACACUGAACACCACUGAACAGCUGUACAUAGAAAACGCGCAAGCAAAUUCUUUCAAAUGGAUAUCAUGUGUUAUUUAAAUCAAUAAAUGAAAUUCCAACGUUUUUGCAACUGAAUAAAACUAGCAUAAAUAAUAUAAAAAAUAAUAACACUCGAAAAAUUAACUUGUAUUUAAAACUUAAUAACUGGCGUGUACAGAUUUUAGCUAAAGAACGUUAUUUCAAACGUCUUUUAAAGGAUGCUUUACAAGAAAGGAUAGUGACAAUUGUAUGGUGGCAAAAAAAAAAAAUAGUGGGGUUGCAUUGCAUACAUAAACGUAAAAGUAACAAAAGAGUUUCUAACACACAAAUUAAAGAGUCGAGAAAUGAUGAUGCAAAAAAGGAGCUGAAUUAACGACAUUUUUUCCAAUUUUUUAUUAAAAGAAAGCGAUUUUUUUAAUGCCGUAAUACUUUGGAAUUAAGUCCACUUGCAAGCAAAUUCAAAAAAGGCUUCUUUAAUUUGCAACGCUGUGUAUAGCAUGCGACUUUAUAUAUGGCCAACUAAACAUACCCAGCGCAGCGGCCUUUUCAUAUGUUUAGCUGAAUUCGUGCAAGAAAGUUCGUUAGCAAAUACUAUAUUGUUUUGCUGAGCAUAUAAAUUACAUAGUGCUAGUGAGUUUACUAAAUAACAGCGACUUUCAAAGCAAUCAAAGGACAACUACAAAUCAUUCUAAAUAGCGGUGUUUGUAUUUCCUUAAUUUUAUUAGCAAGGUAUGGAAAUUGUUGAAUCAACGGCAGAGUGUAGUAAAAAACAAAUGAACGAAACGUUAACAGCGGCGUCGAUGGCAGAAAACAGCGGCAAUAGUAGUUUGACUGGUAGUGCUGGUAGCAGCGCUGCAAAUAGUUCUCUGGCUGUUACUACAACAGCGGAAACUAGAACAAAGGAUAACAAUACAACAACAACAAAUUUAACAACUUCAACUGAAAGCUCUGCUAGCAAGGAUAUUGAUAUGGACAUAGAGGAAAUACCAUUAAAGUCCACAGCAACAACAGAUUACACCAAAUCCAAUGAGCAAUGCCAACAACAGUCUGCCAAAUUGGUAUCGACACAUACGGCGCCAAUGAAUGUUAAUACACCCAUUAUAUCAUUGUCAGAUGGUGAAGAUGCUGUGGGCUCACAUCAAACAACAACUUUACAAAAAGCUAGCCGCAAACGUAGUAGUGUAGGCGCUGCUACAGCAGAAGACGACCAGUCAUUCCGUUUGAAACGACGAAAAAUUAAAGUGGCCGGUGCGCCUAAGAUGCCCUUGACUGGUUAUGUACGUUACAUGAAUGAUCGACGCGAGAUGCUGCGUAAGGAACUGCCGUCCAAAACAGCGAUUGAGCACACAAAAAUUAUCGGUGAAGAGUGGCAAAAGAUGACGGAGGACAAAAAAGCGCCAUAUAUGAAAGCAGCUGAAAUUGAUAAACAACGCUACCUCGCCGAAUUGCACACUUUCCUCAAAGAACGUCCCGAUGUGUUGGCAUGCGAGCUGGCUAAAGAUAAGCAAAUACGCAAAAGCCCCGGCGAGGCUGGCAAGACGGUUUUAAAGGAGAAAUCACAGUCGGUAGGCAAUAUUAAACCGCCAAAUAAGGAAGCAAAUGCCAACACAGCCGCUGGUAAAGAUAAAUCACGCCGUAGUUCGGAAAAGGACAAUACGCCGCCAGCAACAACGUUGGAUAAUAAGCCUCGACGUAAGCGCACACCGACACCACCCAUAGCUGGCGAUACACACAGUAGUCAAAGCAAAAACAAUACACUCCACACUAACAACAACAAUAACAAUCACAACUCCACAUCAAGUAGUAAUCAUAAUAGCAAUUCAACCAGUACCACAACACCAACAAGCACUAAUACAGCCAACUCACUCGCAGCCGCAACAGCCGUACCCGGCGAAAUACCAAUAUUCACCAAUGAAUUUCUAGAACAUAAUAAAGUUUUCGAUAUGGAAUUACGUACGCUACGCAAAUCGAAAGCAGAUUUAGAACAACAAAAUGCUGUAUUGGAGAAACAUGUGGAGAAUAUGAAAUUCGGUGUGGAAAAAAUGACUAACGAGAAUGACGAAUUGGCGGAAAAGAAUCGUUUACUCGAAUUAUAUUUGGAUAAAUUGAAAGCAAAGUUGGCGCAUGCGCUCUCCGGUUUGGCCAUACCAACACAGCCAAACGGUGCCACAAUGGAUAAUAUCGAGAAAUAUAUGACUGAUCUCUAUAAGAUGGCGACAACAAAUACACAUGGACCGGCAAGCCUCAAUAAAGCGAAGGAUAUUAUAAGAAAAUUAGAUUUACAGAUUAAUUUGUAACUUAUGUAGUUUAAAGUCUUAGUAGGUUGUUUUAGUUGUUGCUCUAUUUCCUGUAGGAAAGAGUUAGGUUAGAUUAUUUACUUAUCGAUAAUGUAAUAUUUUUAGUCUUAUUGGUAGUUAGCUAUAAGAAAUUAUUCUAUAGCAACAAAUAUAACUCUGAUGAAAAGAAUAUCUUAUACAUUCCAUUCUCUUCGAAUUGAGCAAAAUUCUAAUAUUUGGAGAGCGGAAAUACUCUUUACUUUUUAUGUUCUAAGUUAUGGUUAUAUGAAUUCUAUAUAUAUAAUUUUUGUUUUUUUUUGUUUUAAUUUUACAUUAUUUUAAUCUUAAUAUUUUUUUUUUAGCAAAGUAAGCUAUGCUGAAAUAAUAUUUAAUGCCAUAAAUCCAAUAAUAGAUAUUAGUUAUAAAUAUAGUGGCGGAAAAACCAUAAAAAAUUGUCAAUAAUACAUAUCUUUAGGUUAUUCAAGCGUCAAGUUGUAAAUAAAUAAGAAAAUUAUACUGUC